AAAACAAACAAAAACCAAUAUUCUGCUGGCAUGUACAAGUCAGAAGAGGGCUGCAGAUCUCAUAGGUGGUUGUGAGCCACACGGUGGUUAAUGGGAAUUGAACUCAGGACCUCUGGAAAAGCAGUCAGUACUCUUAACCUCCAGUGUUGCAAUUUUUAUGCUCUGAAAAAGAAUGAUGUAGAAGAAGAAAUGACUGUGUAGGAUGACCUUGGCCUAUUGAUUCUUCUGUCUCUUCCAUCCUGGUGCUGGCAGUACAGGUGUGUGCCUCUGAACCUGGCUUCUUCCACUUCUUCAGUAACUUCCAGAGCCAUUUGGAACUGGGAACUGAUGAGUUUGGUUCUUUUCUUUCCUAGCCGGGCCCCUCAGAUGAGGCCUGCUCCCCGACAAGCGCCUGCAGCUCAUCCUCCAGCAACAGCGACUGCACCAUCUGCAGUUGGCUCACCUGCGGCUGCCCCCCGGCAGCCAGGCCUGAUGGCCCAGAUGGCGACCACUGCAGCCGGUGUGGCUGUGGGCUCUGCAGUGGGCCACACCCUGGGUCAUGCCGUCACCGGGGCCUUCAGUGGAGGUGGCAGUGCUGAGCCUGCGAGGCCUGACAUCACUUACCAGGAGCCCCGGGGAGCCCAGCUGCUGGCCCAGCAGUCUCCUGGACCUUGCUUUCUUGAGAUCAAACAGUUUCUGGAGUGUGCCCAGAAUCAGAGUGACGUCAAGCUCUGCGAGGGCUUCAAUGAGGUGCUGUGGCAGUGCAGAAUUGCAAAUGAGGGCCAUCCCCCAAGAGUGGACCGUGUAGAGAAGAAGGUUAAGAACAGAAGAUACAGUGAAGAAUUUUUACGGUAUGGUUUUACCUCAAAAACGACAGCAGGCGUUGAGAAACCGCAGUGUGUUAUUUGUGGGGACGUUCUCUCGGCGGAGUCUAUGAAGCCAAACAAACUGAAACGCCAUUUUGACAGCAAGCACCUGAGCUUUGCUGACAAGGACAUCAACUAUUUUAGAAGCAAAGCUGAUGAGCUCAAGAAAGCCAGGCUUGACACUGGCAGCAAAUAUCCCAAACAGAAUGUCAUAGCCGUUGAGUUUUCCUACUUGGUGGCGCUCAGAAUCGCCAGGACUAUGAAGCCUCACAGUUUUGCUGAGGAUUUACUGUUGCCAGAGGCCAAAGACAGUGUUCGCGUUCUGAUCGGAAAGGAAUUUGGUAUGCAGCUGAGCGCGGUUUCUUUAUCUAAUGACACUGUCCGCAGAAGAAUAAAUGACAUGUCUGCCGAUAUUCUUAACCAGGUCAUCCAGGAAAUUAAGUCUUCUCCACUUCCGAUGUUUAGUAUCCAGCUCGAUGAAUCUACAGACGUCGCAAACUGUUCCCAGUUACUGGUUUACGUGAGGUACAUUAACGACGGCGACUUUAAAGAUGAAUUCCUCUUUUGCAAACCUCUUGAAACAACAGCCACUGCAUAUGACGUAUUUGACAGAGUUGGUUCAUUUCUGAAGGAGCACAUGCUCUCGUGGGAUAUGGUUUGCGGUGUUUGCACCGACGGUGCUCCGGCUAUGCUAGGAUGUCAGUCUGGAUUUCAGCGUCUGGUCCUGAAUGAGUCGCCGGAUGUCAUCGGAACUCACUGUAUGGUUCAUCUGCAUGCGUUAGCAAUGAAGACACUGCCGCAAGACUUAAAAGAAGUCAUGCAGAGCGUCGUCGGUUCUGUCAAUUUUGUCAAGGCGAGCACGUUAAACAGUCAACUGUUUUCGCAACUGUGCAGCGAGUUUGACGCCCCGAACAAAGCUCUGCUGUUUCACACCGAAGGGAGGUGGCUGUCCAAAGGAACCGUUUUAAAAUGUGUUUUUGAGCUUCGUGAUGAACUCAGAAUAUUUUUUAGUCAGAAAGCAAGACCACAGUUCGUAGCACUUUUCAGUGAUCAAUGUGAAUUGCAGAAAAUAGCUUACUUGGUCGACAUCUUCGCUGUCUUGCGUGAAUUAAGUUUAUCACUGCAAGGACCAAAUGCGACAUGCCUCGAUUUGUCUGAAAAGAUCCAGUCAUUCCAAAUGAAGCUUCAGCUUUGGCAAAAAGAGCUGGAAGAAAAUAAAACACACAUGUUGCCUACCCUCUCUGCUUUUUUUGAGGAACAUGACAUUAAACCCUCUGGCAGGACUUCAGUGAUCGUUUCCGUGAAAGAGCACUUGCACGUGCUUGCCGAAGAAAUUUCCUGGUACAUUCCAAAUCUACCUGCCGUCCCAUUUGCCCUUGCUAGAAGCCCAUUCACAGUCAGAGUUGAAGAUGUCCCUGAGACGGCACAAGAGGAGUUUGGCAGACUUAUUAACAGCCAAGCAGCGAGAUCUGACUUCUCUGCGUUGCCACUUACACAGUUCUGGGUCAAGUGUUUGCAGUCCUACCCUGUUCUGUCUGAGACCGUGUUGCGCCUCCUCCUUCCAUUUCCAACAACAUAUCUUUGUGAGACAGGGUUUUCCAACUUGUUGGUUAUCAAGUCCAAAUACAGACGUAGGCUCGCUGUGGAAAAUGAUCUCCGUUGUGCUCUUGCAAAGACUGCCCCGAGAAUUUCUGAUCUAGUGAGAAAGAAGCAAUCUCAACCUUCACACUGAUGUUGGCAUUGAUGUUUUGCUUUUUAUGUGUGUGUUUGUUUUGUUUUUGUUUUGUUUUGUUUUUUCGAGACAGGGUUUCUCUGUGGCUUUGGAGCCCAUCCUGGAACUGGCUCUGUAGACCAGGCUGGCCUUGAACUCAUAGAGAUUCACCUGUCUCUGCCUCCCAAGUGCUGGGAUUAAAGGUGUGCGACACCACUGCCUGGCUGAAGUUGGCAUUUUACAGAUACUGUUGCAAAAUGUAGCAAGUUGUUCUGGGUUUUGUUUUGUUCUUUAUUUUGUUUUGUUGGGAGAUAGGGUUUGUCUGUGUAGCCUGACUGUCCUGGAACUUGCAUUGUAUACCAUGCUGACCUCAAACUCAGAGAUGCUCCUAUCUCUACCUCCCAAGAGCUGGAAUUAAAGUUGCCACCCAGGUACUGAUGUUAUAUUAAGACUGUUACCCAGGAGAGGUGGCUUCGAGGUUAAGAGCACUGGCUGAGUUAAUUCCUGAGUUCAAUUCCCAGCAACCACAUGGUGGCUACAGCCAUCAAUAAUGAGAUCUGGUGCCCUCUUCUGGCCUGCAGACAUACAUGCAGGCAGAACACUGUAUACACAAUAAAAAAAGACUUACCCGUGAUACUACACCAUGAUUCAAGACAAAAUUUCAUUAUUUAUAACUGGAAAUAAAUAUUUCACAAUAUA
This is a messenger RNA of Arvicola amphibius (Eurasian water vole), 3255 nucleotides long. Its product is annotated as protein ZBED8-like. Lineage: Eukaryota; Metazoa; Chordata; Mammalia; Rodentia; Cricetidae. The record is from RefSeq and is a predicted model, not a curated record. The transcript is spliced from 3 exons. Bases 328 to 2577 code for a protein of 749 amino acids.